Pararge aegeria (speckled wood butterfly) is the source of this 2520-nucleotide messenger RNA. RefSeq lists its product as uncharacterized. Gene Ontology annotation, molecular function: chitin binding. Gene Ontology annotation, cellular component: extracellular region. The record is from RefSeq and is a predicted model, not a curated record. Bases 319 to 1956 code for a protein of 545 amino acids. The transcript is spliced from 6 exons. NCBI's taxonomy places the organism in Eukaryota, Metazoa, Arthropoda, Insecta, Lepidoptera, Nymphalidae.
GCGGUCAGUGGCAUACGCGUCGCGAAAAUAUCGAUAAAAUCGACAAAAAACAUCGAUAACACGAAAAUAAUAGAAACGUUUCUUUGGAAAACUUAGUUUAAGUGACAUUGAAUGUAAUAAAACCAUGAUUCCGUAACUUAAGUUAACAUUAUAGUGGGCUUAACGUUAAGUUUUUGGAAUAACUUUAAAGUUUACCUAAAGCAUAAUUUAUUCAUAUUGAAGUCACAGGUUGCGUGUGUAUUGUUGACUAAAGUAUAGGUUACCCGCAAAGUUCACACCGCGGACAUUAAAGUGAUGAGAAACUGACUGUCCGUAUAGAUGUGCGUGCAAAGUGUCGACAUGCUGAGUCGCAGGCAUUAUUUUUGGUUGUGUGCAACACUUGCCUCGUUCCUCGCUGUGGUGGCUCAGACAGGCGCCCGCGUGAAGAGCCCGGCCACGCGCUUCACGUGUCAAGGUCGCGCCUCGGGCUACUACGCCGACGUGGAGACCGGUUGCCAGGUGUACCACAUGUGUGACGGCCUGGGCCGCCAGUUCAGCUACUCGUGCCCGAACACCACGCUGUUCCAGCAACGGAUGCUGGUGUGCGACCACUGGUACAUGGUGAACUGCACCAACUCCGAGAGUGACUAUGACGCCAACCUACUUAUUGGCCAAAGGGACAAGCCAUUUGUGUCGGACGAGGACAUGCGACAGCGCACCCCCCGUCCAGACAUCCUCUCCGUGCCGCCCAACAGUAAAUACUACGACGGAUUAAAAGAAGCUGAAAGUAAGUACCCAUUCCACCCGGAUAACAGUAUUGUGGGUAUUUCGGAAUCGUUCUCAAGCAGUGACAACGAUUUGGACAGCGACAAGCGUAACUACAGACCACCGUCGUCAUGGUCAAUGAAAACCAAGAGACUUCCGGUGGCUGGCAUUGAUACAAAUGAAGAGUUUAACUUCAACAGUAAAAAUCCAAAGAGACCUGGUCCCGUCGUCGAAAUUAAUGAAGAUCAUUUUACAUUCAAUAAUAAAAAAACAACCCCCAAACCACCUACUAAGGAUACCAAUAGUAAAGAAUUCGUUUUCAACAAACCAGAUCCUGAGCAAACGUUUGAAGCAAACAGAGUUCGACCAAACAUAAACGUUUCUCCACCGUCCAAGGUGUUAGUUGCUCCAUUUUUACCGCCAGCUGACAGCCAAUCAGAGGAGUAUGAAAUUGAUGUAAGAAUCAAAACACAAGAUCCUGUAGUGAACUUCAUAAAACGCUUUGAUCCAAAUUCCCCAGACUCUUUGAAGACAACUAUGACACGGUCAGAAAUAAUAGAUCUAAACAGACAUUUACCAGAUGCACAGGUCAGUUCUGAGGAAGAGAGAAUCCCGCGCAAAAAUAAAAACUUUGGUAACAACUUCAAUGUCUUACAAAAUGAUAAGAAAAAAGGUUUAUCAGAAAGCACUAGAUUUGAAAAAGUCAAUGUAAAACCCAAAACUGAGAUAACUACGGAAUCAAAUGAUAAUUUAGUAGCAGUACCAUCUAGAGAACUUCAGCCUCCGAAAAAUGAUAUGACUUCAUAUGCAUCUACGACAAUGGGUCCACCAAUUUACUAUGAAUGGAAAUGGGCUGUACCAGCAUUUGAUUUAGAACCUCCUAAACUAAGCAAUGAUACUACAGCCAAUGCAACUAAACCAGUGAAACCUAUCAAGAGACCUUUUAGUGACAAUACCAGAACCACUCCUCAACCAGUAGAAAUACAACCAAGUAAUACAGAGUAUAAUACUAGUUCGUACUUCAUCCCAGACUUUGUGUUCCCAUUAGAUAGGCCUCACCCAGGAUACGAUGAUGAAUCAGCUCAGACCUCUUUCCAAGUAGAAGUUUCUAGACCUGGAAGAGCAAGUUAUGGGGAGAACCCAGCUUGCCCUCAAUGCCAUCCAGCGUACCUUAACCCUGGGACUUGUGAACCAUGUAUAGUUAAGCGGUAACAUAAAAUAAUUAAAUUGAUUAAACAAUAAGAUAUAGCAAUAUAUUAAGUUAAUAUGUCAUCUACAGGUGUGCCAACUAUUAACAAUUCCAACUCAGUUAAUUAUGUUAUAAUUAAUAAAUGGUUAAAUAGGGUGAACCGUAACCAACCGCGGAAGAGUUGUCUGCCGACCGAAGUUGGCACAUGUGCCGAUGAUUAUACUGAUCGCACACGAUGUACUUGAAUUUAUAAAGCCAUUAUUUUCAAUUUCUUUCGCAAGUUCUAAGAAGGUAUGAUUAUAGCAUUCGAAAGUCUUAACGAACCUAUUGAAAAGUGCAUUUAAUUAUGCGUCGCAUUAAAUGAGAAGGAUUUAAAUAAACACAGGGUGGAAACCUUGAAUUCUAUUUAAAACCAGCAGAAGAAUAUUUCAAAUACGUCGCUAUAAAUCAUUUAAUAAGAAUUUAACGUCAUCUAGGCCCUAAUUCUCGCAAAUGAAUGUUAGAUGAAAAUGAAGAAUAAUUUAUAGGUUAUGACCUCCAUUUAAGUUUGAAACAACCUGUAUUUUGUGGUAUCGCUCUUUCCGAUA